AUGGACGCUACCGAACAAUCCGCCGCUGAGAAUCAGCUCCAAUCUGCUCUCUGGUCCGAAAACGGUUCACUUAACCGUGAGACUUUCCGACAAGAUGUGUCAUGGAACGAUGUUUCUUCUACAAACGUUCUUUCAAUAUCUACGCAUUUUGUACUUGAGGAGCAAAUCAUGGAAAUUCGUUGUCCAAGUGUCACACCAGAGGCUGUUCUCAAGGCAUCUAGACAUGUUGAUAAGUUUACUGAUCUUAAGGAAGGUAAUGAAUUGGAAGAUGUUCUUGCUAAUUUGGAAGGUUAUACUACUGAAGUGCUUGGUGCUAAGAUCAAAGAGUAUCGAAUCACUGCUCCAUACACGAAGAACACACUUUCUGAUCCUUAUCCGUCUAAUUUGAUGUUUCAAACAUCCAUUGGUCCUUCGGCUCUUAAUACCGGUUACAUGCGUCUUGAAACUGCUCAAGGUAUUUUUAUGAACUUUAUGGAGUUCUAUACUUACAAUGGAAGAAAACUUCCCUUUGCCGCUACUCAAGUUGGUCAAGCCUUUAGAAACGAGAUAUCUCCUCGUCAAGGUCUUCUUAGGGUUCGUGAGUUCACAUUGGCAGAAAUUGAGCACUUUGUUGAUCCUGAUGAUAAGUCACAUCCUAAAUUCUCUCAUGUAGCAAAUUUGGAAUUCCUUAUGUUUCCAAGAGAAGAAAAAAUGUCUGGCCAAUCUGCCAAAAAACUUUGCUUCGGUGAAGCUGUUGCCAAGGGAACUGUGAACAAUGAAACUKUAGAAACUUGUUAUUACUCCUGUGAAGAAAGAACUGAGCCUUGCAUUCAAGAGAAUGUGGUUGAAUCUUUGGAGGCAAUGAAUCAGCAAGAACCUAUGGAGAUGAAAGCAACCCUGGAAUCCAAAGGAAAAGUUGAAUUCUACGUGUGUACACUCACGAAAAACGUGAUCAUCAAUAAAAAUAUGGUGUCAAUCUCAAAGGUGAAUAAGAAAGAGCACCAGAGAAAAUUCAAUCCUUCAUUGAUUGAACCAUCUUUUGGUAUUGGUCGGAUCAUAUACUGUCUCUACAAGCACUGUUUCAGUACAAGGCUGAGCAAAGCACGGGACGAACAGUUGAACGUGUUCCGUUUCUCUCCUCUUGUAGCACCUAUCAAGUGCAUGGUUGUCCCGCUUGUUCGUAACGAACAAUACGAGAAAGUAACUCAAGGCAUCUCCAAGGAACUAACUUCUUUUGACAUCUAA
Arabis nemorensis is the source of this 1224-nucleotide messenger RNA. Lineage: Eukaryota; Viridiplantae; Streptophyta; Magnoliopsida; Brassicales; Brassicaceae. The record is from the annotation of a GenBank genome assembly.